Molecule: messenger RNA, 4476 nt
Organism: Alosa alosa (allis shad)
Lineage: Eukaryota; Metazoa; Chordata; Actinopteri; Clupeiformes; Clupeidae
Gene: kcnj2a
Product: potassium inwardly rectifying channel subfamily J member 2a
Exons: 2
Coding region: 425-1735 (436 amino acids)
Biological process (GO): potassium ion import across plasma membrane; regulation of monoatomic ion transmembrane transport
Cellular component (GO): plasma membrane
Molecular function (GO): inward rectifier potassium channel activity
Source: RefSeq, a predicted model, not a curated record
AAAUCAGAACCGUGAAAGUUAGUUUUCUCUUACAUCCAGUUCAAAAUACGGCAGAUAUGAGACGUCUGUAAACAUAGUGUGGAUAGCGGAACAACCCUACUGGUGGGAUAUACUCGAUAUCGAUCCUUACUGAUCCACAAAUGACAAACAGGAUACCCAAUUGAUGAGGCCCAAGGAACGGACGAGAGAGGACUAGCUGGCCACCUCCGCCCCCCCCGCAGACCUUCCUGUCUCACCGCAGGCCGAUAAAAAAAUAGAGCGAGAGCAGAGCGACGCCAUUAGCGUCCGGCUCUUUUUGCGCCACUGUUUCCUGCUUGUGUUGGUCCCCGGGAGCGUUUCAAAACUGUUUCUCCAACGCUUUUUCCAGAAACUCAGACUGUUUUCCAGAGCAGAAGCAGCAGCUCAGCCCUCCCCGACAGAGGUGAUGGGAAGCUCGCGGCCCAACCGCUACAGUAUUGUGUCAUCCGAAGAAGACGGCAUGAAAUUGGCCACCAUGGCCGUGCCCAAUGGCUACGGCAACGGCAAGAGCAAAGUGCACACGCGCCACCCGGCGCACAGCCGCUUCGUCAAGAAGGACGGCCACUGCAAUGUGCAAUUCGUCAACGUUAGCGAGAAGGGUCAGCGCUACCUGGCCGACAUCUUCACCACCUGUGUGGACAUCCGCUGGCGCUGGAUGUUCGUCAUCUUCUGCAUGGCUUUCCUCCUGUCCUGGCUCUUCUUCGGCUGCAUCUUCUGGCUGGUGGCCAUCCUGCAUGGCGACCUGGACAACGGCAGCGGUCAACUAAGCGGCCAGCGGUGCGUGUCCAACGUCAGCACCUUCACAGCGGCGUUCCUCUUCUCCAUCGAGACGCAGACCACCAUCGGGUACGGGUACCGCUACGUCACGGACGAGUGCCCAGUCGCUGUCUUCAUGGUGGUCUUCCAGAGCAUCGUGGGCUGCAUCAUCGACGCCUUCAUCAUCGGCGCGGUCAUGGCCAAGAUGGCCAAGCCCAAGAAGCGCAAUGAGACGCUGGUGUUCAGCCACAACGCUACGGUGGCCAUGAGGGACAACAAGCUGUGUCUGAUGUGGCGUGUGGGCAACCUGCGCAAGAGCCACCUGGUGGAGGCUCAUGUCCGUGCCCAGCUCCUCAAGUCCCGCACCACGGCCGAGGGCGAGUUCAUUCCCCUCGACCAGAUGGACAUUGAUGUGGGCUUCGACAGCGGCGUUGACCGCAUCUUCCUCGUCUCCCCCAUCACCAUCGUCCAUGAGAUCGACGAGGACAGCCCGUUCUACGACAUGAGCAAGCAGGAGCUGGAGACGUCCGAGUUUGAGAUCGUGGUCAUCCUGGAGGGCAUGGUGGAGGCCACGGCCAUGACCACCCAGUGCCGCAGCUCCUACCUGGCCAGCGAGAUCCUGUGGGGCCACCGCUUCGAGCCCGUCCUCUUCGAGGAGAAGAACUACUACAAGGUGGACUACUCGCGCUUUCACAAGACCUACGAGGUGCCCAGCACCCCUCUGUGUAGCGCGCGGGACUUGGCAGAGAAAAAAUACAUCCUGUCCAACUCCAACUCCUUCUGCUACGAGAACGAGGUGGCCCUGCUGAACAAAGAAGAGAAGGAGGAGGCGAACAUGGGUGGGGUGGGAUUGGAGGGCACCCACACGGAUACGAUUUCGCUGAACAUUACAGAGUCGGAGCACAACCAGGCCACUCUGCCUCUCGAACCGCGGCCACUGCGGCGAGAAUCUGAAAUAUGACUUUUCCCAGACCUCCUGAUGAAGGUUUUUUUUUAAGCAGUCACCCUUUGUUCAAAAAGGCACAAUGAGAGCUGAAUAUAGGGCCCUUCAGGGGGGUGGAGAGAUCCAAGCUGACGGUACUGCUGUGAUAAAGGUUUUUUUGAGAAGGAGCUAUCUGUCAUAAGAGGGUUCACAGGAAAACGCAUGGCAAAACAAAAUACAGCACAGAGACAUGGCACCAUGACAGAAGAGCAUGCAAACGAGCAAAAGCAGUUAUAAAAAAAUCUGUAAAACUACUUUUGUUUAGACAGUUGAUUCUGUGUCACAGAUAGUGGUAGAGGUGAGAGAUGGCUAGCAAAACUUGAAAAAAAAACAACAACACUCACACAAGCAUGUCAUCUUGUUAAUCUGACCAGCAACAACCAGAACAAUGUCAAUUAAGAUAAGCAUUUUAUGAUCACUUCAUUCAAUUUGUUGUCUUUCAGUGUCACUGUGGAGAAAAAAAGGUAAUUUUACAGAGGGAACAAUUUACUGAAUCACACUGAGCUGAAGCAUCCACUGUGGUCAGCAGGCACUGGGGCAUAUUUUGAAUGUUUCAUACUGUUUGCUGAAACCACAGAGUUUUAUCAUUAUUAUUAUUAUUUUUUACGUAGCAUGUUUGCACAUUUAUUGACCCCUAGACAGAGCUCUGACAUAUAAUUAAUUAUUAUAUAAACGCUGCAAUUCAGUUCUAUGAAUCAGCGUUCUAUUUCACAGAAGGUGGAAGAUUCUUCUCCAUAUUUUCCAGGGAAAGUGCAAAUGACUAAGCCCCUGGGCUUCAGAUAUGCAAUUGUUUUGUUUGUCGUGUUGGGGGCAAUAGGGAUACUGGAAAAGACACAAUUGUUUGGAAAACACACAGGCAAUUUUAUCCUUUUCUUUUUAUUAGAACCAGUUUCCUAGCAGAGCCUAUAUUGCCAAGUGGAACAAACAUUACACCUGAAAAACAGGAAAUACAAGGAAAACAAUCAUGUGUCUGCAAGUACUAUCGAAGAUCAUCAGUUUUUAAAACUGAAAAAGGUUGCAUAAAUGUGUUGUUCUUAUAAUGGGCUGGUCUCAUUAAGGACUGAAAUAUAUGAAAAAGGUGGGACAAGGUUUUCUGGUUUAUCCCGUAAACCUGUACAUUAUUUAAUGUAGCAAGACACUGCACACGCUUCCAAGCAUGUGCACACAAAAUACCUUAAACACAUAUGUUAGUAUCAACUCUAAACAGAAAGAUGGGAUGCCAGUUUCUGAGCUUGAGAUAGCCACUGUAUCCCUGCCUAAGAGUCUUCACACAUGACCAAUGGUCAAAUUAUGAACAAUAUGUCUGAAAAUAUAAUCAUUCAUGGAGGUAUGAUGAUCUCGGUUAUUUUGUUCGACAUCCGUAGAUAUUUAGAUUCAAUAUGGUGAUAUUGGUUAUUGCUGGUCAAAUAGACAGAGACAUACCUGUUGAAGAUAAUGCAUCAGACAGGGUCAUAAGUUAAGAGUGAACGAAGCACAGAUAACAACAAACCCAAUAGGGUAAAAAAGAGACAAAAAAAAAAAAUGUGUGAAAGAAUGUUUUAUAAAAAGUGCUGCUAUGUUGCAUAUUGUGGGUUUUAAUAUAGAAGACUGAAGCCAAAGAGUAUUACUUUUCUUUCUCGUAAUAAUGCAUCCAACUGUUAUACAGGUAGAAGUAGACAUCUUAAGUCCAGAAAAAUACAACUUAUUUCCAAAUGGAAAGAUUUUAAAAGAAUGUCUAAUACAUGUAUGCAUUCUAAUAUUUUCAUAUCAAGCCAAAUGUAUAUAGGAUUAAAAUAAUCAGUGAAAGUGUAGAAGGCUACAGGUUAGCUCUCCUUCCCUUUCAGUGAAAAAAUGACAACAACUGAUAAUCACAUGUUGCUCCCUGUUGCAGUGUUACAUCGUACUUUAUGCUGACAGAAGUGUUCAUGGUUAAGCACUCCAGAAACACUGUUUUGUGUCUCUUUAACUUAUAAAGACUGCAUAGUUGGCAAGUGUUACACAGCGAAAUUAUAUCUGGUUAGCAAAUUGGGAAUGAUUGGGAGGGGUUUUGAGCAUAAACACCAAAAAAUACUUGUAGACUUUUUUUUAUGAGAAUUUUUUUUCCAAAUAACUAAUAUUCUUUCACUCACAUUUCCACAGCCUGCUGAAGUUCAUGAGAGUUCAUGGAGUUCGAAUAUUACAAUCUGAAUGGCCUUAGUUUCAAGCAAUAUAACAAACAAACUAAUUGACUGUGUGUAGAAGAAGAAAUAGUUUGGAUUUUAUUCAUUACCUGCCUGGACAAUCAGACAGCUUACCUCAGGGCUAAACCUGAAACGUGAAAAGCAUCUCCCCCCAAGAUAUCAUGUAUAUAUUGUGUCAUAUCAUGUCAAAGGCAUCCCCUAUAGCUUUAUUUUACAUCAGAGCAUACCCUCUCCAUAGCUCUUUAAAUUGUGGAGAUGACAAAUAAAUUAAUUAAAUUAAUUAAUCAGUUGGUGGACGACAUUUGCAAUCUGAAUUUCAAGGCCUUCAAAAACCAGGUUCUGUUUGAUAUGCGGACAACCGCAAAGAAUUUUAUAUGCAUACAAGAUGGUAGCCAGAAGCAUUAUAGCCUAGACUGAUGACUGAUUUUUCAUUUGUAGAAGUGCCCCGUUUUAACACGACCCUUAUCCCCUUUGUUGUAAAUAUCUUUGUCUUCUUUGCAGUCAUUUUUUUUAUCAGCCUUCCUAUUGUACUGCGAAACAAUGGAAUGUACAGAUUUUUAU